AAGAGAGAGAGCAUGCCUUAGAAAAAAAGAAAAAAAAAGGUACUGAAAUCAAACGAAAUACAGCACUUUACAGUACAAUUGUAUUUCUCUUUUAGUAAACUUUGGAAAUAGUUACCAUCUGCUUCAUCUGCUCCACGUCUCUUUAAAUGCGAACAUGAGUAAGACAAAAUUGUAGAACACACGAGAGGUAGAGCAGAUAAACACUGCAUCUGCUCUAGAACACUUCAACCGGGAGAGAGAAAAACCUUGCCUUUUCACAAAUGCUGCUUAGAGAAACCUUUCGCAAGACCAAGGUUAUACUUCACAAAACCCUCCGUAGUUUCAAGUCUGUCAUCUUUGGAGGGUACCAAAAACUACCCAGAUCGCUCUCCUUCAAUCCAUUCCUUGGUCGCAGUGGCAAUGCCACAACUUACACGAGUGAUCAAUUCUACAAUGAGUUUUAUGACAUGCUGCAGUCUGAUCUGAACAGAAUAAAGAGGGGUGCCGACAACAGCAGCAUGAGCAGGUCGAGAGAGGAAAGGGAAGAUGCUGCAAAAGCUGAAAGCUUGACGGAAGAAAGCUCAGAAAAGAGCGUUGGUGAAGUUGGAGAAGUGGAAGAGAAGAAAAGCAAAGGGAGCUGUGAACUGGGAAAGAAAGAGGGUGUUUAUGACUUGGCGCAAAAGAUGAAGGAAUUGGAGAUGAUGAAUACGGGUGAUGUUGAGCACGUGCUAGACAUAGAAGAGGCACUUCACUACUACUCACGCCUCAAAAGUCCUGUUUAUUUGGAUAUUGUGGACAAGUUCUUCAAUGACAUGCACACUGAAUUCUCAGUUCAAGAGUCCUCUAUCAGCGUCAAACGCUCCAAGUCAAAGGGAAGACUUGGCUCGAUCAGGUUGUAGAUAAGUUAAUCUUUACGCAGAGAAUGUUGAAGUGUAUAUGAAAUUGAAAACUCUUUUGUUUUGCCAUUUUGUGUCUCUGGUUUUCCUUCUCCCAGUGUGCUCAGAGCUAUUUGAAUUUGCUUGGAGUGAAUUCCCGCUAUUUAUACUUCUCUUUUUCUUUUUUACAUUCUGGUCGUUUCAAUCUUCAAUUGAAUCUAUUUUGUACACAAUAAAAAUGAAUUAUUUGGUGAGAAUUUCUAGCCCAGUUCGUCAAAUUUCUCAAUCUCAGAACUUUAUAGGAAUACAGUCUCUUUCUCAAAGAGAUGCUGUCAUCUUAGUAGACUUUCAAAUUUUGUCUUGUUAUUGAAUAAGACAAGAUGCGUCCCAUUUUCUGUUUAAGGGGAAAACUCUUAUAAACCAACUUGAAUGAAAGAGAAAACACAGUGAUUUUUGAAAUCGGUGCUGCAGUUCUUGAAAAUUGAAGGAGGAGAUCAAAGUUGGCAUCUUUAGUAUGGGUUUUGGGUGGGCUACUGUCCGUGAAACACAAGUUGGAGUCUUGCAGAUACAUGGUGGGGAAAGAACGAAUUAGAACAUGUCUGGUUUCAAAAUGUUUGUCUCACAUCGAAAAGAUGUCAUUUAAGCGUGAUUAUAAGAUUCAUUGGACUCUUUUCCCCACUCAUUUCUAAACAUAGGCGAGGGAUAGCAAGAUUAGGUGAAAGGAAUGGCAGAUAAAACGAGGGAUAGGAUUUACAGACAUGAAUUUUUUAAGCCAGUUUCCAUGAAAAUUGGCAGUUGUUUUUCGAAUGAUCAAGGGAUGCAUGAGAAUGAUUGGUCUCGCAUUCAAUUUGUACUAAUUUGUUAAUGAAAUAUUUGGUACUCUUUAACUUCAGUAAAACUUUAUUCGUAGAUA
Vigna umbellata (rice bean) is the source of this 1767-nucleotide messenger RNA. RefSeq names its product LOW protein: ATP-dependent RNA helicase-like protein. Lineage: Eukaryota; Viridiplantae; Streptophyta; Magnoliopsida; Fabales; Fabaceae. The record is from RefSeq and is a predicted model, not a curated record.